UCCUGAACCACAGAGCUGGGUAAAAAUGGCUGAAGUAGACUUCGGUGAUAGUGAGCUCUUUGAGCAGCUCGAGGACUCCGCACCGCCGAUCCCGGCGCAUAUCCGUUUCACAGAUGAUGAAGAGGAGCAGGACGAAGCGAGCCAGCUGCGGAGCAGACUGGAGGAGUGUGAUGACUACAUCCAGCGGCUCACGGAGGAGAAUAAAGGGUUAAGAAGAAAGCUGAACAUCCUGACACGACCAAGCGGCAUCACAGUUGAAGAUGUCAACAUCGACGGACCAGCUCUUCAGAUCCUUUACACAAACAACGUCAUUUCAAAGCAGUGUCGUCAAGAGAUUGAAGAUUGCAUCUGCAGUGUGAUUUUGAAGCACCAGAAACCGAACAAUGAAAAGAAAAACACCAUCUAUCAAAUGAAACCUCAGAAUGCAGCUUUUGCUUUGGAGGAAGAUCCGCAGAAGUCCUCUUCCUGUAGCGUAAAAACAACAACAGAAGCAUUUAAAGUGGUUGGAAGUGUCUUAUAUUUCACCACAUUCAGUGUUGAUAAACUUGGACAGCCUCUGGUGAAUGAAAACCCCCAGCUGACGGAUGGAUGGGAUGUGCCAACCUAUCACCAGGUGUUCAACCAAGUCCUCGGCACAGAUGGGCAGGAGAUAGAAAUGAAAGACAAAAGACCCAAAUCCAUGUGUUUCAACUGUGGCUUGAGUAGUCAUCAGCUGAGAGACUGUCCCAAGCCUAAAGACAUGGCUGCAAUUAAUGAGAGAAGAAAGGAGUUUAAUCAGAGCAACAACCAGGGCAUGCAGAGUAACCAGCGAUACCAUGCUGAUGAAGUAGAGGAGCGGUUUAGUAAAUACAAACCUGGAGUCAUGAGUGAGGAGCUAUUGUCAGCGCUGGGAAUCGAUGGCAACACCCUCCCUCCUCUCAUUUAUCGCAUGAGGCAGCUCGGCUACCCGCCCGGUUGGCUCAAAGAGGCAGAGAUGGAAUACUCAGGCUUAACACUGUAUGAUGGAAAUGUUUCAAAUGAUGGUAACGUAACAGACAAUACCAGUUCCCAAAACAUCUCUUAUGAUGUUUCUAAACUGGUGGAUUUCCCAGGUUUCAACGUACCUGCAUCACACAACAUGAAAGAUGAGUUCAUGCAGUUCGGAUCUAUUCCAAUGCAGUCCAGUCACAUGAAGCAAAACUAUGCAGCCUACCUGUCCAACAACUUCCCUAUGCCCGGUGCCACCUGCAACAAGAGGCCGCAUGAAUCUGACUCAUCUCCACAGCGAAGGAAGAGAACAAGGACCAGUCCUGAUCGGAACUCAGAUAGGAGCUCGGAUAUGGAUAUUGAAUCGGAUCCAGGAACACCUUAUCACGGCCCAGGUGACUUCCAGUUCCAACCUCCGCUGCCCCCUGGCUCCCCUUGCUUCAGUUCACCACCUCCUUUACCCCACGGCACUCCACCUGCUACACCCACUCCCCCACCUCUCCCUAAAGGUACACCUCCUCCCACACCCACCAACGGCUCUCCAGCUCUACGAGGGCAUAACUGGGUAGUGGCUGAUGAGACUGCGCGAACAGAAGAUGAGUUGACACUGGAGGAACUGGAGGAGCAGCAGAGGCUGAUAUGGGCAGCUCUAGAAAAUGCUGAAACUGCCACUAAUAGCGACUGUGAGACACCUGCAGCGGGAACGCCUGCACCCAGUUCACCAAGUGUGUCCACACCAAGUGUGUCCACACCUGCGCGUGUCGAUUCAGAAAUAGAGGAGGCUGGUGAAGCAAUGGACCUAACGACACCUGUAGAAAUUGGUCAUAGCAGUGAAACUCAAACUGGCGUACCAAUGGUUCCGGAGAUUCCCUCUCAAAGCCCUGGACCGAUUAAAGUCGAAGAUGACAGCCCUCAGAGUCCUGGUCCAGUUAAAUCCCAAGAUGACACCUCCCUGAGUCCUGGUCCAGUUAAAUCCCAAGAUGACACCUCCCUGAGUCCUGGUCCACUCAAAUCCCAAGAUGACACCCCUCUGAGUCCUGGUCCACUCAAAUCCCAAGAUGACACCCCUCUGAGUCCUGGUCCAGUUAAAUCCCAAGAUGACACCCCUCUGAGUCCUGGUCCAGUCAAGUCCCAAGAGGACAGCCCUUUGAGUCCUGGUCCAGUAAAAUCCCAAGAAGACAGCCCACAAAGUCCUGAUCCAAUCAAAAGCCAGGAAGACAACCCACAGAUCCUUGAUCUAGGUUUCUUAGAUGGGGGCGCUGGAGAUUGUGCUUCUCCUAAACCUGAUGGGAGGAUAACAGCUGUUCCUCAUCGGAGCAAGUUUGCAGCUGGCAUCGUUCCAUUUGAAGACACACCAGAGUUCACAGAAGUUGCCGAAGCCACAGGGACGUACCUCAGGAUCAGAGACUUGCUUAAAAGUUCCCCUCGAAGUUUGGCCAAGAAAAAAUAAAAAAUUACUGUCUUCAGUCGGAACACAAGAAUACAUGGAUUUUUCUUUUACCAAAAACUUCUAUUUUCAUUUUCAUGACCAUCCUAUCAGCAUUUUUUUAGCUGUCUUAUUAUUUUGUACCAAACUGAAUGUCUAUGGCUGUGUAUAUACAUUGGAUCUGUAAACAUACAACGGGGAAGGGGCAUUGAGGGAUGCUGUAGCAGUUUGUGGGUUUUGACCAUUUAGUCUCAGUUUUUUGUAGCAGCUGCGUUACUCCUGCUGUUUAUUUUAUUGUAAAACUUGUAAAAAUGGUAAUUCCCUGGCCUGUAUUAAUUUUAACAUCAUUGUCUUUGAAUGGGUUUUUAUAUUUUUGUCACUGAAUGGCUCUAAAAACAUGAAGUAAACAUACUUUAAUUUG
Molecule: messenger RNA, 2813 nt
Organism: Epinephelus fuscoguttatus (brown-marbled grouper)
Lineage: Eukaryota; Metazoa; Chordata; Actinopteri; Perciformes; Serranidae
Gene: zcchc8
Product: zinc finger, CCHC domain containing 8
Exons: 14
Coding region: 26-2416 (796 amino acids)
Cellular component (GO): catalytic step 2 spliceosome
Molecular function (GO): RNA binding; zinc ion binding
Source: RefSeq, a predicted model, not a curated record